This is a messenger RNA of Rhagoletis zephyria (snowberry fruit fly), 954 nucleotides long. Its product is annotated as UDP-N-acetylglucosamine pyrophosphorylase mmy. Gene Ontology annotation, biological process: UDP-N-acetylglucosamine biosynthetic process. Gene Ontology annotation, molecular function: UDP-N-acetylglucosamine diphosphorylase activity. NCBI's taxonomy places the organism in Eukaryota, Metazoa, Arthropoda, Insecta, Diptera, Tephritidae. The record is from RefSeq and is a predicted model, not a curated record.
GCUAGCGGUGCAUUUUGGGCAAUUUCCCAAAGCAGGCAAGGUGGAAUAUAAACAAUGAAGAAUUUACAAUUCGUGUUUCGGCUGAAUUUCGACCUAGAAAUAAUUUAGUUUUCUUUGCAAACCAUUAUAAAGUUUUCAACAAACACUAUUCUGAAGAAAUGAAUUGCGAGUGAAAAGUGUAUUUGAGGGAGGCAUAAGGAAAUUAUGGGUAGAUUGUCCGCUGCCGUAAAGUACGCAACCAUGCCAGUUUAUGACGCACUGUACGAGCGCCUAUCAAAGGUGGGCCAGGAGCAUUUACUUAAGUUCUGGGAGGAGUUGACACUCGAUCAGCAGGAGCUUUUAGUGCGUGACAUUGAGGAACUCAAUCUUAACGAAUUGAAACUCUAUUUUGAUCGUGCAACUGAGUCAUUGCAAGAGAAUGGCAUUAAACUGGACGAUCGUAUGCAACCAAUACCAGAAUCGAAGUUGGUCAGCAUUGAGCGUACGGCGGAAGAGCGUCUCAAGGCUUACGAAGAAGAGGGAAUGCGACAAAUUAGCGCUGGACAUGUAGCUGUGCUGCUGAUGGCUGGCGGACAAGGCACCCGUUUGGGUUUCGCUCAUCCCAAAGGCAUGUACGACGUGGGUUUGCCAUCGAAAAAGUCACUAUUUCGUUUACAAGCCGAACGCAUACAAAAACUUGAAGAAUUAGCUUAUGCUGCUACAGGACGUCGUGGUGUUAUUACAUGGUACAUCAUGACUUCGGAACACACCAUUCAACCGACAUACGAGUACUUUAUGGCCAACAAUUAUUUUGGUUUGAAGAAGGAGAACAUCAUACUCUUCGAACAGGGUUCAUUGCCAUGCUUCGAUUAUGAUGGACGCAUUAUAUUGGACGAAAAGCAUCGUGUANUUGGCUCUUGCAAUGCUCCUCUGCUAAGGCAUUCCGCACAUGACGCCCUAAACAGAGUAGUGUAA